This is a messenger RNA of Rhinolophus ferrumequinum (greater horseshoe bat), 1735 nucleotides long. It is a transcript of the gene FSHB, whose product is annotated as follicle stimulating hormone subunit beta. Gene Ontology annotation, biological process: G protein-coupled receptor signaling pathway. Gene Ontology annotation, molecular function: hormone activity. Bases 27 to 416 code for a protein of 129 amino acids. The record is from RefSeq and is a predicted model, not a curated record. Gene Ontology annotation, cellular component: cytoplasm; extracellular region. Lineage: Eukaryota; Metazoa; Chordata; Mammalia; Chiroptera; Rhinolophidae. The transcript has 3 exons.
CCCCAGACAAGGCAGCCGACCACAGGAUGAAGUCUGUCCAGGUUUGCUUCCUCAUCUGUCUCUGGAAAGCCAUCUGCUGCAACAGCUGUGAGCUGACCAACAUCACCAUCGCGGUGGAGAAAGAGGAAUGCCGCUUUUGCAUCAGCAUCAAUGCCACUUGGUGUGCAGGCUAUUGCUACACCCGGGACCUGGUGUACAAGGACCCGGCCAGGCCCAACACCCAGAAAACAUGCACCUUCAAGGAGCUGGUGUAUGAGACAGUGCAAGUGCCUGGCUGUGCUCACCAUGCAGAAUCCCUGUACACAUACCCGGCAGCCAUUGAAUGUCACUGUGGCAGGUGUGACAGAGACAGCACUGACUGCACCGUGCGAGGCCUAGGGCCCAACUACUGCUCUUUCAGUGAAACGAAAAAAUAAGGAGUAGUGGAUGACUGGGGCUGCCUACCCUCGUCCCGAAGGACCAAGCUACCCAUGUGCUGUGUGUGUACAACAUGCCGGGCUGCAGGCCACUGUGGGCUCGGGGAUCUCAAACCCCACUGACCCCGACUCCCCUGGCAGAGGGGGAGCUUGAGGGUGUAGGAAUUGAGAGUGCUGGAGCUGGCAGUCUGUCACCACUCAACCCUGUAACCUAGGUCUGGUUCCAUAAGUUUUUAUCAGUCUUACUUAACUUACGGACAUGUGACCACUUUCCUGUCUAGUCUUAGAAAUCUUCUCACGCAAUCCCUCCUCUUAAAGAUAGGGACACCUAUGUCCAGGGGGAGGAGAUAAGAUGGGAGUGGGUGAAAGUAUAAAAUGUAGCAUUCUUCUGGUCCACUCGUGGGACCUCCUGAGCAGGGCCAGCAUCUUCUUCAUGACUGGAGCCUCAAUGCCUAGCCAUGCUUGGAGUUUAGUAAUAAAUUCAACAAUGGCUUCCUUAAGGAAAAUCAGAUCAGAAAGGUAGGGGGUAGAAAAACACUGAAAAGAUGUUUGAGUCUGGCUGAUGAGGUGGCCCCCAGCAAUGCCACUCAGUCCACAGAAGUUAGGACAGCGUUUCCACCUCACCUUUCCUCCUUUGGCACAUGGAGUACUGGGACAGGAGGCAUAUGUCUGAACUGCUCAGUAUAGAUAAAAAUUAAGACUGCCAAGCUAUUUCUACCAAGCCCUUCAGUUAAGGGCAAAAGCCAGAAAUGUUCACGUGGGCCUGUGGAAAUUAGCCUACAUCUAUUCCAUCAUUUAAACAAAUUGAACAAAUGCUGUAACGCUCCUGAAAAACUCCCAUUGCAAAGUAAAAAAAACAACACAAGAAAAACUAGUUUAUCCUACCCUCUGGGCUGACAUUCACUCUGUUGUAGGGCGAAGGAUUUGAAACGUUUCAAAGCAAUUUCAGCAACUUAUUAAGUACAUGUACCUUAUCUACAAAUACAUUUGUGUAAAGAAAUAGCUCUUUUAGAAAAAAAUUAGGCAUAAGGAAAGAAAAAAACCUGCUAUUUCCUGAAUACCCUCUAUAGCAGUCUUCUCUUUUUGCCUAUCCAUACUCUCCCAAAUCUAUGAUUUUUUUCAUGAAGGAACAUAUCGAAACUAUUUCAUGAGUACCUCUCUUAGUUACGCACUUGUUUCACAUUUAACAUUGUUUAAUUUAUUUAAAUCUUAUGUUUUACAUAGAUACAACUCACUAGAGUCACAGAUUUGCAUUUUUUCCACAGGCAAGCAGAUGAUUUAUGUGUGUAUGUUUAUACUAUCAGUAAAAAAAUAUUAAA